CGCGAGCAACAAUGCGACUAUUUGUUCUCCUUCGAUCUGUAUUCUUCGUGACACUUUUGGCGGCGAGCUUGAAGUUCAUCACACAUUCUCAGUUGUGCAUCAACUAUGAGCCACACGAUUUGUGGACUUUUAUGGACCAGUGUCAGGAAUCGAUUCAGGCCAUUGCUCAGGUUUCCGGGCUGACGCAUAAGCUUAUCCCUAUUAAAUCCACCUACGCAUUGGACAAAGCCGAAGAAAUUCUAUCAUCGGUACCCGAAACUAUGCCCCAUUUGGAAAAUGAAACAAUUGUUGGUAGCCAUGACUGGUAUAGGCUAGAUUUGAAGACGGAUGAGCAAAUAUCGAUUAAUUCGAAGACUUGUUUUGAGUUCACCAUCCACCACAUCCUUCAAGACGCGGAGCCCAAGUUUUCCCAUAUCAUCAGCCCCCUCCGAUUGACAUUGAUUCUUAUGGUCACCUCUCUGCUGAUUGCUAUUCUGGAUUUGAGCUCGAGAAUGUUCUUGGUCAGGGUCUCAGUGGUCCAAUGCAUUGUGCAUACAGUCAUGCAGAUGGUCAUUUGGGGCUCAAUUCUGUUGAAUAUGGGAUGGCAUAGACGUGUCUGGCAGCAGAAUUGGCUAGAAUCUGGUCAGACUAUCACCGAGAUUCCAGUUUACCCGGAGGAAUGGCUCUGUUUUGAGAUUUAUGCAUUUCUGCUUCUCCUGCUUCCGAUUUUGGAUUGUGUGCUCUUCGAGCAUUUGCGAAAGAAGAUUAGAAUGAUGAAUAGUGAAGGAGUGUACAAGUGUAUUCAGAAACAAUGAACUUCUUCUUCUUCUUCUUCUUGUGUGUAUAAAAUGAAAUAAAGGAUAGUACUUGUG
Caenorhabditis elegans is the source of this 851-nucleotide messenger RNA. It is a transcript of the gene Y105E8A.27, whose product is annotated as Transmembrane protein 47. Lineage: Eukaryota; Metazoa; Nematoda; Chromadorea; Rhabditida; Rhabditidae. The record is from RefSeq and is marked reviewed.